Aspergillus chevalieri is the source of this 2211-nucleotide messenger RNA. RefSeq lists its product as uncharacterized. Lineage: Eukaryota; Fungi; Ascomycota; Eurotiomycetes; Eurotiales; Aspergillaceae. Gene Ontology annotation, molecular function: lipid binding. The coding region runs from base 1 to 2211 and encodes 736 amino acids. The transcript has 2 exons. The record is from RefSeq and is a predicted model, not a curated record.
AUGCCGCAAGGAGAGACAGAACCCCUCCUCCCUCGCUACGACGAAAAUGCCUCACAACAUCGCAGACUGCAGAACAAACUGCGUACCUAUCAGAUGGUCCGCGCCCUUUCUCAGGGGUACAUGCCAUCCAACGAUCAAAUCAUCGUGAAUCUUCGUCGGUUGCUAGCGUCUGACCUGCUCAAUUCGCGACACGAGGAUAUCGGACCUGUCUGUCGUCAGCUAAUCCGGGAUUCCCGUCUUUGGAUCCAGGUGUUGAUCGAUUUUUUACGUGAGAAGAACAGCGAUGAUCAAUUGCAGGAGUUUCUUUGGCAUCUUUCGCGGUCCAGGGCGUCAAUUGAUGUCGGUCGUAUCUCUGAGAGGGCGUCCAGUGCCAAAUCUCGGGCUAAUCCUAGUGCUGCAUACGAGAGCCUCCGCACGGUAGGAAGCCUCUUUCUAGUCAAUGCUGACUUCCGUCUCUUCCUCCAAGAUGUUACCACCGUCGGCCGUCAGAUUUUCUCCGAUACAGCUCUAUCCGUAUCGGAAACGUCACACCAGGUUGGAGAGGAGCUGAAGCCAUCAGAGGCGAGAGCAAAUGCAGUCAAGGGUGCGGGUAAAGACGAGGGUGGCAAACCCUCUUCGGAGGACCUUCGUCAAGAAGCAUCCGAAGUGGCAGAUAUCGCUGGCGAGGGAAUUAGUCGCACUGGUAAACAGGCGAUUGACAAGUCGAAGGAGCAUUUGACGCCACAAACAAAAGAAACUCUGAUCUAUCGGCUGAAACAAGCUGUCUCGGACCUUCGUCAGCAGUCAGACUAUUCGAAUUCGAUCUCUCAGUUGACUCAAUUGGUACGACGGUAUGCCAAGUCCUGUGCUACCGCAGCAGAGGAGGCUUCAACAUCAGCCGAGGAAGAUGUUGGUGCCAAUGCAGACCUGAAACAGGCAAUGCAGCAAUUCUGGACCCUGGCACAGUCAAUUGGCCAUCCAGAAGAAUGGAAGCUAUUGGAGCAAAGGUUCCACGCGGUUGUGAAGCAUGCCAACAAAGACCCCGAGUUUGAGAACCUGAUGAAGGAUUUUGGACACACGUUGCAGGAGAUGCUGACUGACCCCAACUUCUUCGAUUCUGUUAAUGAGAAGAUGGAGGAGCUGAAGACGAAGGCUAAGAACAUCACCUCGAAUACCAGUUUGGGUGAAGAUAUGGUUGCGUUCCUAAUCCAAGUCGACCGGACAAUCCAGUCUGGAUCUGAAGACCCUAUGGUAUCCAAAUUGAGCGAAACGACCACGAAAAUCUACAAAGAUGCUGUUGGCGGGUUAAGCGACAAGAAGAACGAGCUGCCGACCGAUAUUGCCCAGGUUUUCUUUCCGAUCCUGCUACGCUACGUCCAGUACAUUCCCAUUCUGCGUCUGGAGAUGGCUGCACCUGAAUUGGAUCUCCUUGUGGAAAAUCUGAUCUUGGAACCUGGCCGAACAGUCAACUAUUCAUCCUUCCUGCCAUAUCGUGCGCAUAUCACCACUCGCAACGAUAUCGACAUUGUCAAGAAGCACGCCAAACGAACAGCCACGGACCUCAAGACUACAUUUACCGCGACGGUUCUAGGACUUAACAUCAGCUCCUCGGAGUUCGGUUACUGGCUCCGCACCCAUGCAGGUCUAUUCCGUCUUAAAGACGAAGGCGUCGCCAGCUUCUACCUCGACAGUCGCGGAAUCGACAUCUCCUUGGACGUGGAAGUCGGACGAGACCGCUUGGAGCACAUCUUCACUCUCCGCGGCGUCCGUGUUGUGAUCCACAAGCUAGACUACAAGAUUCACCGCAGCAAAUGGAAGUUCCUCCUGUGGUUGACCAAGCCGUUUCUUAAACACUUGGUUCGCCGGGUUCUGGAGAAGAAGAUCGCAGAGCAGAUCGUCACUGCCUCCAACGCCCUGAACCGGGAGCUUGUCUUUGCGCGAGAACGCUUGCGAGCUGCCCGUAUUGCCAACCCGAAGGAUCUGGCGAGUUUUGUUCGUGCUGUCCUAGCGCGCAUGAAGCCCCCGUCGGACAGCGAUGUGGAAGCGGGUCUUGGAGUGGAUGUCGCAGGAAAUGGAAUAUUCCGGGGUAUCUACGCGCCUGGAAGUAUCAUAAAGAAAUGGCAGGAUGAGAAUAGACAUGCGCAGGAGCUUAUUGAAGAGGGAGAUGAGACUCGGGGACUGGGAACAACCUGGCGGAAUGAUAUUUUUGAUGCGAGAGGAAGUCCACUGUAA